AAUCAGACUAUGUUCAGCUUAGAGAAACCCUCACCAUAGUGACCAAAGAACGAGAUUUGGCUGUGAAGGAGAAACACCAGCUCCAAGCCAAGCUGGAGAACUUAGAGCAGGUCCUAAAGCAUAUGCGAGAGGCUGCUGAACGGCGGCAACAGCUGGAAUUAGAGCAUGAGCAAGCCUUGGCUGUCCUCAACGCAAAGCAGCAGGAAAUUGAACUCCUGCAGAAGGCUCAGGUUGAAGCAAAGAAAGAACAUGAAGGCGCAGUUCAGCUGCUAGAGAACACCUUGGACAGCAUGCAGGCCAAGGUACGAGAGCUAGAGGAGAAAUGUCGGACGCAGAGCGAACAGUUUAACCUCCUCUCCAAGGAACUGGAGAAGUUUCGGCAGCAAGCUGGAAAGAUUGAUCUCUUGAGCAGUAACUCGGUGGCAUCCUCAGAUGUCCUUGGCUCCCCUAGUAAAUCUCUGUCCCAGUUAAUGAAUGGAAUAGCCACCUCCAUAGGCAAAGGUAACGAAAGCCCCUCUGGAAGUCGUUGUGUGAUUUCGGAGUUUAUACGACCCCUGCAGAUAUCUGGUGACAAACCAGAACAGUUGUCCGUCAAACCUACUUUUCUGUCCAGGUCAAGAUCCGGCAGCCCAAGAUGCAGAUUUGAUUCAGACAUGGAUAAUGAACGGAAUUCCAAUACCUCAAAGCAAAGAUAUUCUGGGAAAGUCCAUCUUUGCAUCGCCCGUUAUAGUUACAACCCGUUUGAUGGACCAAAUGAAAAUCCAGAAGCAGAGCUCCCCCUUACAGCAGGAAAAUACCUCUAUGUGUAUGGAGACAUGGAUGAAGAUGGCUUCUAUGAAGGUGAACUUCUAGAUGGACAAAGAGGACUGGUCCCUUCAAACUUUGUGGAUUUUGUUCAAGAUAAUGAGUCCCGUUUGUCAAGCACCGUAGGCAGCGAGCAGGAUCAGAAUUUUAUCAACCAUUCGGGUCAUGCUUUGGAAGGAGAUAGUCUAUUGGAGCUCAAUCCGCCGAGUCACAUAGAGUCCAGUGUAAUCAACAAUGGCACGGGAACUCUUGAUAUGAACAUUGAUGAAAUUGGAGAAGACAUUGUGCCUUAUCCUAGAAAAAUCACCCUUAUUAAACAACUAGCCAAAAGUGUUAUUGUGGGCUGGGAGCCACCAGUAGUGCCACCUGGAUGGGGAACCAUUAACAGCUACAAUGUCCUGGUUGACAAAGAAAUACGGAUGAAUGUGUCCUUUGGAAGCAGAACUAAAGCUCUUAUAGAAAAACUUAACAUUGCUACUUGCACAUACCGAAUAUCAAUUCAGACCAUUACGAGUAGGGGUAACUCAGAUGAGCUACUAUGCACUUUGUUAGUUGGGAAGGAUGUAAUUGUAGCACCCUCUCAUCUUAAGGUGGACAACAUAACCCAGAUUUCCGCUGAGCUGUCCUGGCUUCCUACCAAUAGUAAUUACAGUCAUGUGAUCUUUCUGAACGAAGAAGAGUUCGACAUUGUCAAGUCUGUUAGCUACAAGUACCAGUUUUUUAAUUUGAAGCCCAACAUGGCCUACAAGGUGAAGGUCAUGGCAAAGCCCCAUCAGAUGCCCUGGCAGCUUCCUCUGGAGCAACGGGAAAAAAAGGAAGCCUUUGUGGAAUUUUCUACAUUGCCAGCAGGUCCUCCAGCUCCACCUCAAGAUAUUACCAUACAGGCUGGGUCCACACCAGCUACUAUACAGGUGUCCUGGAAACCACCAACCCUUACAUCCACAGGGACCUCCAACGGAGCAAACGUUACUGGCUAUGGUGUUUAUGCAAAAGGCCAAAGGGUGGCAGAGGUGAUCUUUCCAACAGCAGAGAACACCUUCGUGGAGCUCAUGAGAAUACGGAACGUAGAAGCUAAGGAAGUUACCGUGAGAACACUUUCCGCACAAGGGGAAUCUGUGGACUCUUGCGUUGCUGCCAUUCCACCUGACCUAUUGGUGCCUCCAAUCCCUCACCCUCGGACUGCUCCCAAAUCAAAGCCAUUAGCAAGUGCCGGGGCCCCAGAUACCAAAGAUGAACAUUUAGGUCCACGUUUAAAAAUGGAUGAGUCGUGGGAGCAGACUCGUUCAGCAUCCCCCAUUCAUGGACACACAUUGGAGCCUCCUACCCCCAACUUUCAAAGCCCGCUUCAAGGAAGGAGGUCUCCCUCGCCUAAUCGAAUACUCCCUCAGCCGCAAGGCACACCCGUCCCGAACACUGUUGCUAAAGCCAUGGCGAGAGAAGCUGCCCAGCGGGUUGCAGAGAACAACAGGAUGGAGAGAAGGAGUGUGUUUAGCGAAAGGAGUAAUAUGGCACAUUAUGCAAACUCAGAUGAGGAGGAAGACGGCUACGAUUCUCCCAGCAUUAAAAGGAGAGGGGCUUCCGUCGACGAUUUCUUAAAAGGCUCAGAGCUUGGAAAGCAGCCGCACUACUGCCAGGGUGAGGAGUACCAUACGGAGAGCAGUAGGGGCUCCGACUUAUCCGAUAUCAUGGAGGAAGAUGAAGAAGAGCUGUACUCAGAAAUGCAGCUGGAGGAUGGAGGAAGAAGACGAGUCAGUGUAACAUCACACAACACACUCAAGGAAUGCUCAAAGAAUAGGACCACUGAAGCCGCUUUUUUGGAACGGCCUGACUUUUCACAGCAGAUACACCACAGUAAAAAGCUUUUCAGUAUCCCAGAAGUAGCCGAAGAGGAUGUUGAAUAUUCUGAACUAUUGCACAAACAGGGUUUUGGUACGCCCUAUAAAAUGAAACCUAUGGUAGCUAGCUGCACUAGACCGCCUAGACCCUACAAUCAAGACAAACAGCACAACUUCUGGUACCCAGCCAAGCACAGAAUUUCAGGCAUGGAGGAUUUUGCUUCAGAAGACAAAGGAUAUAACUACAGUAGAUCCUUAACGAGAAGCCCUGACAGCGGACUAGACUGUGGAAGUGAGGAAGAAGAAUCUCGUUUUAAUUUCAGAAAUGCUUAUGAUUUGAUUUCUGCCAAUGUUGCGCCUAGCUGUUGUGCAGAGACAGAUAACUGUUCAUGCAGAAAAAGCACAAAGCCAUUGCUUGCUCGCAGGAAAACUUUAACCAGGCAAAGCAGCAUUGAAGAAGACUUUGAUGACCUGGGUCCUUCCCUUAUAGAGCCCAGAAGUGAGGAAGCCAAGCCCAGUUAUGAGAGAAAGUCUGAGACUCAAAAAUGCAAUAGAACAGAUCAUUUGACUAGCAAAGAUGUUCAGCGAGUCUGGAAGAUCAACUUACAAGUGAAUGACUCUAGGGCAGCUGUUCCACAUGCAGAGCCAUCCCUCAGAGAUGCAGAAGACUCUCUGCUUUUAGGGAAUCCAUCAUCCACUGGACGACCUGACAGGGUGGAGCACAUGGGUCGAAGGUUGUCUCAUGCCAGUGCAGUCCCACAAAGGUCUCGACCAAUGUUGGUCCCUUCCAUUGAAAUUACAAUGGACAGUAACAGUGAAGGCGGUCGGUCUCGGUCAGGUAGUGAGGGAAAUAUUUCCCCUGUAAAAGAAGAAGCGUAUAAUCGCAGCACUGAUGGACACAGGAAAUGGUCACAGCAGCGUACCAUGGCCUCUGACUAUAGAUACGAUGGAUACUGUAGUCGGGACCAUCUUUCUCCAGAUAUUUAUGAAGAAUCAGAAACAGAUCCUGGCACAGAGGAUAUUUCUCCUCGAAUAUUUGUUGCCCUCUUUGAUUAUGAUCCAUUGACAAUGUCCCCCAAUCCUGAUGCUGCAGAAGAAGAGCUACCAUUUAAAGAAGGACAGAUCAUUAAGGUUUAUGGAGAUAAAGAUGCUGAUGGAUUCUACCGGGGAGAAACUUGCACAAGACUUGGCCUCAUUCCAUGUAAUAUGGUCUCUGAAAUCCAAGCAGAUGAUGAAGAAAUGAUGGAUCAGCUUCUGAAACAAGGGUUUCUUCCUCUGAAUACACCUGUAGAAAAAAUAGUCAACUGUGACCGUUUCAAAGAGAGCACACGCUCUGUACACCGCAGAUCCAGAAAGUCAAAAAGAGAAAGGAACAGAAGGAGUGGCAGACAGCAUUCUGUGUCAACACGGAGGAUGGUGGCACUAUACGAUUAUGAUCCAAGAGAAAGUUCUCCUAACGUUGAUGUGGAGGCUGAGCUUACCUUUUGUACAGGAGACAUUAUCACUGUCUUUGGUGAAAUAGAUGAAGAUGGGUUUUACUAUGGUGAGCUUAAUGGACAGAAGGGGCUGGUUCCUUCAAACUUUCUUGAAGAAGUGCCUGAUGAUGUAGAAGUCUAUCUUUCUGAUGCACCAUCACGAUAUGUUCAAGACACACCAUUGCGUACAAAAGCAAAAAGGAAGAAGAGUGUUCAUUUCACACCUUAAUAAGGCAAUGUAGCCUUCACGUAAGUGAGCAACUGAAGAUACCAAUAAAGAUAUCAGUUAAAGCCACCUGACAAUAUCUAAUGCAACAGUCUUGAAACUUAACUGUGAAAAAAAGAAAUAUGUCUCCAAAAUCAAUGGCCCCAAAGUAACAGGAUACAGACAUUUACUGUAUGUACUUGUAAGUCAGUGUUUGCAUGAGACAAAGAAAUCCUUUGACAUGGCUAUUAAGGGUUUUUCACCCCAUCUAAUUAGGGUUAACUUUAUGAAGGUCAGCAUUUGGAACAUAUUUCUCCAUGAGCUAAAUGUUUCUGUUUACAUCAAAAGAAGUGUUCAAUGUCUAAUUGUGCUACCGAUAAAAGCUGCAUAUUGAAUCAUUAGCCAACCUGAGAUACACAAACUCAUUAAGUUCCUAAAUACAGAAAAAAAGCACAACACCCACCCUUAAAUAAUAAGCAAGUGAGUUGUAAGCAGAUAAAUACAGAAGUUUACAGAGGUAUAUAGUUCUGAAAUGCAAUCACAAAUAUCUGCUUAAACCGUCUGCCUUAAAAUCUGUUUCCCACAAUCAGUUGUACCCCAGUUUGCUAUGACUAUAGCCAGUCAGUAAUUCUGAAAUCGCACACACACACACACGCCACAAUUUACUAGGACUGUCCAUAUCAGUGCAAAUGCUUAUGAAACACUUUAGCAGUGGUUUGGUUUACCAAUGCAAUAAAAAUGUGUCAAUAUGAAACAUGCAGCUCACCCAAUGAAUGCAUUAGACUAAAUAUAUGGUAUCUUCAGGUGUACGUUGGGGGUGCUUUACCAAGUUGUUUUUCAUUAGAAUUAGACCUUGAUUUAAAAUCAAAGUAGGCUUGAAGUCCCUUUGCUUAAUAAACUGUUGCACGAUAAGACAGCAAACUGCUAAAUGUAUUAAUGUUGUCUUAAUUGGAAUUAAAAAUAAUAGGGAUCCUGAGGCAUGGUUUAUACUACACAGUAUCAUCUUACAACAUACAGCACCACAUUUUGUCAGCAGGGCACAGUAGUUGCAUUAGGAGGAAUAUAAAUAGUUUAGUGUUCAUUCAAGUGCUUUUUGAUGAUUAAAAUAGCUUUGUUUAAAAUAUUUAGGAAUGCUGUCAUGUUCUAAGUAUCGUACAACAAGGGUUUAUCUUCACCUGGCAAUCAUAUAGCCGCAGCACACACCAAGCAAUCAGGGUCUUUAAGCUUUCUUUGAUUGCAAUUAAGGUUCAUUUUAGCUUUUUUUUUUUCCUUUCUUUCUUUCAACCAGUGUGCCAUCUUCUUAAAUACCUAUAUACAGUAUGCUAACCUGUUGUAAGAAAAUGCGUUCAAAGGACAUCAAAAUUUUAAGUGAUAAUCUUUGCACAUACAGUAAUUCCUUCUGGAAACUGUUUGGAGUAUAGAGCUGGCUCUAUAGUAUAUAAUCCCCUUUGCUGUUUAAUUUUAUAAAUAUAAUUCCCUAGCUAUAAAUGACCCCCUUCAUUCGUGCACUCUUAAGAGUGCUGAAGCACAAAAUUUGUGAUUUUUGCCAAAACGAUGGCAAAAUAAGAGGCUCCAGCUCUGUUCAAAAAAAAUGUAACCAACUUGAGGACCCACUGAAGUGUGUAUUUUUCGCUCUAUACCUUUGCUCACAAUGUUAGUUGUGGGAAGCUGUAUUUAUGUAUUGUCUCUAUUUCCCUAUGGCAUACUUAAAACUAUUGAAAGAAGAAUUGAGCCAGCCCUUUUUUUUUUUUUUUUUUUGAAGUGGGUAAUGGGACAAAAAUUAUGUUACCAACUUUCUUGAGUGCUUUCAAACAUUCAGUAAACUAUAAUAAUAUACCUAAUAGGUUCCUCCUGAGAAUACAGGUACAUCAAGGAGAGCACCAUCUCCCACAGUCCAUCUCCAUUCUGGGUCACCUACGUCAUCUAUGGGUUCUGGUAGUCCCGGGAGAGGCAGGGAAAUGUCCUCGAAA
Molecule: messenger RNA, 6289 nt
Organism: Trachemys scripta elegans
Lineage: Eukaryota; Metazoa; Chordata; Testudines; Emydidae
Gene: RIMBP2
Product: RIMS binding protein 2
Exons: 23
Coding region: 123-4343 (1406 amino acids)
Biological process (GO): neuromuscular synaptic transmission
Molecular function (GO): protein binding
Source: RefSeq, a predicted model, not a curated record